Molecule: messenger RNA, 261 nt
Organism: Rotaria sp. Silwood1
Lineage: Eukaryota; Metazoa; Rotifera; Eurotatoria; Philodinida; Philodinidae
Source: the annotation of a GenBank genome assembly
AUGAGCAAGGCUAUUUGGAAUGGACGAGUAUCGAAAAAAAUGGCUGAUACAAAUUCAAUGUGUUACACAUAUGGUCGAUUCAAAACUUUAAUUAAACAACGUCUUGAUAAAUAUAAACUACAAUGUGAAAAAGCUCAAGAGGCUUUUCAUGAACAUAUGAAAAAAGCACUAGUCAUUAUGGAUAUGGAAAAUAUUACCAAUAUGAUCAAUAAUUUAAUCAAAAACCAUCAACAUCAAUUACGACUUGAACUCAAGAGAUGA